AUGAGCAGGAGAAAACGCCUCACACCUCAGGAGCUCGAGAGGCUCUGCAGCUAUGCGACGCCCAUGGGCCGUUGCCCGUAUGCCAGGGUCACUUUGGUCAAGGACGGCGCCCGUUACGGAUCCCGCUUCUGCAAGGCUCACUGCUGCAAGAAGAUUGACGGCAACUCUGCGUGCCUGAACAUGAGAACCAACAACAAGGGAUACUGCCAGCAUCACCUCCUGUGCACAGGUUCGAUCAAUGACCAGCGUUGCACCAACUACAUCAAGAACUACGACCCCAAAGACUUCAAGUUUUGUUCGCAGUAUCAUAACUGCCUCACCCCAGGAUGCGCCAACGAGCGCAACCACCCCAACGGCGUCGACUAUAGAUACUGCCCGGACCACCGCUGCGACCACGCCGACUGCGCGAACCCCAAGGCCGCACCCUCCCCCUUCUGCGCCUCGCACACCUGCGCCUCCCCGGCCUGCCUCGCCCGCUGCCCCGGCGCCUCGGGGGACCUCGACGACCCCUCCCGGUACUGUGACCGUCACCGCGUCUGCGCGGCGGGGGGCUGCCGUCGCUUCGCCCACCUCGACGACCAGGGC
Messenger RNA from Colletotrichum navitas, 585 nucleotides. RefSeq lists its product as uncharacterized. Lineage: Eukaryota; Fungi; Ascomycota; Sordariomycetes; Glomerellales; Glomerellaceae. The transcript is spliced from 3 exons. The record is from RefSeq and is a predicted model, not a curated record. The annotation marks the transcript as partial.